Molecule: messenger RNA, 1011 nt
Organism: Suillus paluster
Lineage: Eukaryota; Fungi; Basidiomycota; Agaricomycetes; Boletales; Suillaceae
Exons: 5
Coding region: 119-850 (243 amino acids)
Molecular function (GO): sphingosine-1-phosphate phosphatase activity
Source: RefSeq, a predicted model, not a curated record
UACAGCAUCUCCUGGAACCCAAUCAUAUCUGGUCGGUCCAUCAAGUCUCCGCUAUUACCUGUACACAAUCAGGAGCGGAUCCAGAAAAAUUACUUCUUGGUACCUACACUCCACGAUAAUGACAGACCUAGCCGCCCACCGCGUCUCCCUGGACCUGACACAUGUGAUCUAUAAUGCGUCCUCAGAUACUUCGUUUGUACUUGCACUGCUGUCGCUGAGUCCAAUCCUUUUGAUGCCUGCGUUUGCGAUACUCACAGUACAAACACGUGAAUUGACUAUCAUCAAUAUGUGGGCAGGACAAUUCCUUUCAGAGGGACUGAAUCUACUGUUGAAGCGCAUUAUUAAACAAGAGCGUCCAGUUGAUAGUCAGCUUCACCUUAAUGGCUACGGCUUUCCCUCAUCGCACAGCCAGUACAUGGGCUAUUUUUCCGCAUUCCUGAUCUGUCACAUGUAUUUUCGACACCGGUUUGCAUCCACAGGAUCCGUCGUACUCGAUCAGCUUUUCCGAAUGGUGGUCUACCUUGGGCUAGCUGCAUGGUCCGGCAUCGUUGCCUAUUCAAGACUCGACUUGCUGUACCACACCCCUCAUCAAGUCAAAUGGGGCCUAGGAAUUGGCAUUGCACUGGGCGUUUUACAUUAUGUGUUUACCGAACUCCUCCCAGCUAAAUUCCCGAACUCUAUCUUUGGACGAACCCGAUCUGCCAUAGUAAACCAUCCAAUAAGCGUGUGGCUACAGCUAAGGGAUGGUUGGGCCAUCUGGGCGGAUGGAGGCAGGGAAACUGAGUGGAUACGGUGGAGAACUGAAUGGCUGAAGCGGCAUGCACGUCUCGCAGAAAGGAAGACGACGUGAGCCUCACUGCCAAACACAUGUAUUCAUCGUAAUACAUACUAGGAUCUGUACACAUCAUGAUCUACUCUCGCACCGGCGAAAAAAAUGAUUUCCUCGUGCAAGCACCUUGCAGGCGCUUAAUAACCAUCUUAGGCAAUUUGAUAUCAUUAUCAACCUGGGCA